Musa acuminata AAA Group (dessert banana) is the source of this 2691-nucleotide messenger RNA. Its product is annotated as G2/mitotic-specific cyclin S13-7. The transcript has 12 exons. Bases 178 to 1533 code for a protein of 451 amino acids. The record is from RefSeq and is a predicted model, not a curated record. Gene Ontology annotation, molecular function: cyclin-dependent protein serine/threonine kinase regulator activity. NCBI's taxonomy places the organism in Eukaryota, Viridiplantae, Streptophyta, Magnoliopsida, Zingiberales, Musaceae. Gene Ontology annotation, biological process: mitotic cell cycle phase transition; regulation of cyclin-dependent protein serine/threonine kinase activity. Gene Ontology annotation, cellular component: nucleus; cyclin-dependent protein kinase holoenzyme complex; cytoplasm.
GAAGAGCGAAGAGGAGCGGAGGGAAGGGGAGAGAGAGUGAGAGUGGCGGCCAAUCCGACAGCGCAAGGGAACGGGGAGUCGAAGGCGGCUCGCCUCCAAUCGUUCCUAUCAUCCCUGUUCUCGACUCUCUUUCGCCAGAGCCAAGAAGAAGGAAGCGGCGACGAAGGGGGAGAAGACAUGGCGUCCAGGAGUCAGGCCAUCGUCUCGCAGCAACAGAGAGGUGGGGCUGUGCCAGCAGGCAAGCAAAAAGCUAACGCGGCUGCGGAUGGGAAGAAUCGCCGAGCCCUUGGAGACAUCGGUAAUCUGGUCAACGUCCGGGCGGUGGAAGGGAAGCAGGAACCCCAAAUCAAUCGUCCCAUUACUAGAAGAUUUGGCGCUCAACUUCUUGCGAAAGCACAAGCUGCAGAAGCAGCAGCUACUGCUGCCAAUAAGAAACCUGUAGCUACUCAACCUGAUGCAGCAGCAGGCAGAGGUGGAGCAAAACCACCGAAGAAGGCUGUAAUCAAAAGCAAGAAGGAGAAGAUCACCAAGGAGGAGAAGAUUAUCGUGAUAAGCCCCGAUAAGAACGAGGAAUCUAAGCAAGCAUCCUGCAGCAGAUCUUCCAGGAAGAAGAUUACUGCACUCACAUCUGUGCUCACGGCUCGAAGCAAGGCUGCCUGUGGACUGCUCACUGACAAGCCGAAGGACUUGAUGAUCGACAUCGACGCGGCCGAUACGGAGGACCAGUUGGCCGUCGUGGAUUACGUCGAGGACAUCUACACGUUCUACAAAUCCGCCGAGCAAUCAAGCAGGCCUCACGACUACAUGGGCGCCCAGGUGGAGAUCAACGCCAAGAUGAGAGCUAUUCUUGCCGACUGGUUGAUCGAAGUGCACCACAAGUUCGAGCUGACGCCUGAGACUCUCUACUUAACCUUCCACAUCAUCGAUCGGUACCUUUCCAUGGAGACUGUUCUGAGGAUAGAGUUGCAGCUCGUGGGGGUGUCUGCCAUGCUCAUUGCCAGCAAGUACGAGGAGAUUUGGGCACCGGAGGUGAAUGACUUCAUAUGCAUCUCAGAUCGGGCGUACACCAGAGAGCAGAUCCUUGGGAUGGAGAAAGCGAUCCUGGACAGGCUCGAAUGGAACUUGACGGUGCCGACGCCGUACGUGUUUCUCGUGAGAUUCUUGAAGGCUGCUGCAUCGUGCCAUCGUGACGAGGAGAUGGAACGUAUGGUGUUCUUCUUUGCCGAGUUGGCUCUGGUGGAGUACUCGAUGGCACUGCACUCCCCGUCCAUGGUUGCAGCUGCUUCGGUGUACGCAGCCCGCUGCACUCUGAAGAAGACUCCUCUGUGGACCGAAACACUAAAACGCCACACAGGCUUCACGGAGCGACAAUUACUGGACUGCACACAGACUUUAGUGAACUCCCAUGCGGUUGCUCCCGAGGGUAAGCUGAAGGUUGUGUACAAGAAGUACUGUGGUGAGCAAUUUGGAGCUGUGGCAUUGCAACAGCCAGCAACCGAACUGGUGAAGGAGAUGAUGAAGGCUGGGAAGUGACUGCCAAGUGAGAAUGAAAUCAUGUGUUUCAUGUUCUUUAUGAAAGAGUGGCUGGAAGCAGCAAAGGGAACAAGAAGAGCAUGGUGGACUAUUUUGUUUUUGGUUUUGGGGGUUGAUGUCCUCUUCACUCAGAAUAGUUUGGGAAAAGCAAAUAUGAUAUAUAUAUAUAUAUAUAUAUAUAUAUAUAUAUAUAUAUAUAUAUAUAUAGCAUUGAAGCUAAUGGUGUUUUCUUUAUAGUGCGAAAAAUAUUUUCUUGAAAUGCUAAUUCUUUUUUGUGUUAGGGACUAAAAAUUAUUGAUUUUUUGUUCUUGAAGACUAAUAAUACAUGUUCUUGAAGAGCAUGCAAUUAUUAAUAAUUUGAUUUAAAACUAUAAAUCUUCUAAAUGACACGUCAUUUAUUCUACCCUUCACUUACCUACUUGGUGACUGGAACGAUCCCUGGCUCCACAAGAGGUCGUCUGUGGGUCCCAUGGUUGUUUGCAGUUGUUUUGCAUAUUUGCACGUCGUCUUUGGCUACCUGUGCUGUUGUUGGAGGAAUGAUGUGGGGCCCACAUGAUGUGACAUUCGAUCAAACGACUAGGUACGAAUGGGUAAGAGUUAAUGGGUACUAUCAAGUUCCUUUAAAUCCGCUGCCCUUCAUUUGCCAUUUGAUCCCCUCCGGCACCGCCGCUAGCAUCGAUCGCCUCUUCGACGGCGCCCGCCCUGCACGCCGCCGCUUAGUCGCUUUGAUUUUAGGGAGGAAUGGAGGGAGCGAAGGCGCAGAUGGGGAGCUUGGAGUCGUCGCUUCUCCAAAUCGUCCAAGAACACCAACAGAGGUCCAUUUGGACCAGAGAGCAAACAGGAGAUUGGUGACUUUGAGAACUGGAUGAAGAUAAUGGACUUUGAUUGUAAAAGCAUAAAUGCUGCCAUCCGAAAUAUCCAUCAGAUGUGAACUCAUGAAUAAGGGCUAUAAUCCAUGCCAAGUUAAUGUCUCAAAGUUCCAGUGGUGCAUAUUCCGGUACAAAUGACCCUCAAGGUUCUGCUGUUUUGCUCAGCAAAACAUAUGUAGAUGAACAACUAGCAUGCAACUUUGGCUAUUGCUGUUGUUUGAAUUGAUAACCUUGGUUGUUAAGACUCUGCUAAUUUUGAAAACAAUAAAGUGAAUUUUUUUCUAAAGAA